Messenger RNA from Dipodomys ordii (Ord's kangaroo rat), 314 nucleotides. It is a transcript of the gene Nps, whose product is annotated as neuropeptide S. The transcript has 3 exons. Gene Ontology annotation, biological process: positive regulation of synaptic transmission, glutamatergic; neuropeptide signaling pathway; positive regulation of action potential. Gene Ontology annotation, cellular component: extracellular region. NCBI's taxonomy places the organism in Eukaryota, Metazoa, Chordata, Mammalia, Rodentia, Heteromyidae. The coding region runs from base 13 to 282 and encodes 89 amino acids. The record is from RefSeq and is a predicted model, not a curated record.
AGGAAGUCCAAAAUGAUUAGCCCAUUGAAACUCAAUCUGAUCUUGGUUCUGUCUCUGUCCACCAUGCAUGUGUUUUGGUGUUAUCCAGCUCUGUCUUCAAAGGUGUCUGGAAAGUACGAUUCUUCCUUCAUCCUGCUGAACAGCUGCCCAGACAGGCUGGAUGGGAGUGAGGGACUAGCUUUUCUAAAGCCAAUUUUGGAGAAGAUGUCAAUGAAAAGGUCCUUUCGCAAUGGAGUUGGCACAGGAAUGAAAAAAACUUCCUUUCGAAGAGCAAAACGAUGAAUAAGUGUGCAAAGAACUCUGGGAAUUAAUCU